AUGGACUGUUCUUCUUCUCUGGACAUAUCUUUGAAUCUCAACACCAAGGCUUUUGGUCAUAGUUUCACCGCAGAACUUCCGGAGGUCAAGGUUUCGAGUUCUGCUGGUGUGGAAAAGAAAUGGUUGGUCGAAGACAAGAGUGCAAGUGAGUUAAGAGAAGAGCUAAACAGAGUCUACUCAGAGAACAAGAAGAUAAAAGAGAUGCUAGCAAUAGUCUCUGAGAAGUACUACGCACUACAUCAUCAUUUGGAGAAGCUUCAAGGCCUAAAGAGUCCUGACAUAGAUCAUAUCGGACAACCGCCGAAGAAAAGAAAACAAGAUCCGGAUGAGUUCUUAGGGUUUUCUAAAGGACUCAGUAGUGGAAAAAUUGAGAAUAGCUCAAGCAACCAAGAUCAUCAUCAGCAGCAGCAGCAAUUUGAGCAGAAAAAUCAGCUUAUUUCAUGCAAAAGACCAAUCACUGAUAGCUUUAACAAAUCAAGGGUUUCAACAGUCCACGUGCCUGCUGAUUCUUCCGACACAAGCUUGACAGUAAAAGAUGGUUACCAAUGGAGAAAAUACGGACAAAAGGUUACAAGAGAUAACCCCUCGCCUAGAGCUUACUUUAGAUGCUCGUUUGCGCCAUCAUGUCCAGUAAAAAAGAAGGUGCAACGUAGUGCAGAGGAUCCGUCUUUAUUGGUAGCUACAUACGAAGGGAACCAUAACCACUUAGGUCCAAAUGCUUCUGAAGGGGAGGCUACAAGCCAAGUUGGAUCAAGCACUGUGACUUUGGAUAUGGUUCAUGGUAGUAACAGAUUAUCUUUGGAGAAGAAUGAGAGGGGAACGAUGCAAGAAGUUCUGAUUCAACAAAUGGCGUCUUCGUUAACGAAAGAUUCAAAGUUUACUGCUGCUCUUGCGGCUGCUAUAUCGGGGAGGUUGAUGGAGCAGUCGAGAACAUGAAGCUUUCAGUGUAUGUUUUUGUUUUGGCUUUCUCUUCCCUGGAAAAUAGGGUGCCGUUUUUCUCUUUUGAAUUGUAGCUUUUACUUAAAAGGAUGAAAACUCAAGUGUACAUAUCUAAAUAUUUCAAGUAAAUGAAAAAAGUAAAUGUCACUUGUUUCAGAUGAGAGUUUAUUCACUUGAAUUAUUCAAGGAAAUUUUUUGUGAAAUAAUGGUCUGUUAAGUCUGGGCGUUCGGAUUUUGGUCGGGUUUUUCUGAUAUUCAGAGCCGGCCCUGGGCCAAGCGGAUGAAGUCCACCUUCUGGCUACCUUAAAAUAUGUAAACGAUCGGCCACAA
Molecule: messenger RNA, 1269 nt
Organism: Eruca vesicaria subsp. sativa (arugula)
Lineage: Eukaryota; Viridiplantae; Streptophyta; Magnoliopsida; Brassicales; Brassicaceae
Source: the annotation of a GenBank genome assembly